UUAUCACCUGGUCCGAGGGAUGCUGGUGCCGAAACAGCGACGCGAGCGUGAAGAGCGACGGUGCGUCCACACCCAUCCCGUGCUCUCAGAAAGGAGACCCACAUUAUUAACCGCAUAGCCCAGUAUCACUACAUGCCUGUCGGCGUUUAAUCGCCGUAAUUUAAUUGUCAGCUGCAGCGUUCAUAUCGUCGAAAUAUUAUUACGUGCUGCACACCCGAAGGGACAGUGGGGAUCGACUGAAUCAUCUUCUGCAGGGAGAGACAUCAUCAAUGUACAGUCCACACGCCCGGCCAUUGGUGUGCAGUUGAAUGAGGGUUUAUUUACCGUAUAUCGGACUGUGAAGAAUAUCUAGUCUUACCAUGAGCACAGCGUUUCACCAGCAGGCCGUCCACAGCCCCCUGGAGCAGAGGAAACAGGGGGGCGGCGUGGUUCCCUGCCAGAACUGUGGCAAGGCCUGCAAAGGGGAGGUGCUGCGGGUUCAGAACAAACACUUCCACAUCAAGUGCUUCGUCUGCAAAGUGUGUGGGUCAGACCUGGCCCAGGGGGGGUUCUUUGUGCGCCAGGGGGAGUACAUUUGUACCCGGGACUACCAGAGGAUGUAUGGCACGCGCUGCUUCAGCUGUGAGGAGUUCAUUGAGGGAGAGGUGGUGUCGGCCCUGGGCAAGACCUACCACCCACGCUGCUUCGUCUGCGCCACUUGCAAGCAGCCAUUCCCAGCUGGUGACCGCGUGACCUUUAACGGUAAAGAUUGCAUCUGCCAGAACUGUACACAGCCCCUUCCAGCCGACAGCCCAGCUCCCAUACAGGCUGUCCACAAUUGCUGUGGAUGUGGGAAGGAAUUUAAGAAUGAGCAGUCCCUGGUGGCGCUGGACAAACACUGGCACCUGGGCUGUUUCAAGUGUAAGGUGUGCAACAAGGUGCUCAACGCGGAGUACAUCAGCAAGGACGGGAUCCCUUACUGUGAGGUGGAUUACCAUGCCAUGUACGGCAUCCAGUGUGAGAGCUGCAAGAAGUACAUCACUGGGAAAGUGCUGGAGGCCGGGGAGAAACACUACCACCCCUCGUGUGCCCGCUGCGCCAGAUGUGAGCAGAUGUUUGGUGAAGGAGAGGAGAUGUAUCUGCAAGGUAACUCCAUCUGGCACCCCCCCUGUAGACAGGCAGCCCGGCAGGAGGAGAAGAGUAAGAAGCAGGUCCGGAUACAGCUCAACGACAUCUCUGAGCAGCAGGUUCGUGAUGUGACCAGGACGUCCUCUGAGAGCAUCACCUCCGUUCCAGCCUCCAGCGCGUCCGGCUCCCCCAGCAGGGUGAUCUAUGCCAAACUAGGAGAUGAGACGCUGGACUACAAGGACCUGGCCGCCCUGCCGAAGAUCAAGGCCAUCUACAACAUCGACCGGCCCGACAUGCUUUCCUACUCUCCCUGUGUCAGCUACCCCUCAGAGGAGCGGCACUACGGCGAUUCACCCCAGUUGCUCUCUCCUACUCCAACAGAGGGUGAGGGAGAGAAGUCACCCCGACAGAGGAGGCCCUCCAGCCCCAGUUCCAACAGUUCCCUGGGGCGUUAUGGGGGCUACACUCCGUCCCGCUCACCCCAGAACUACAGCAGGCCAGAGGACCUUUACCCGUCCGACCAAGCCGUGGGUAAUAGAUAUGGCCGGGCCAUCGACUCCGGCUCCCCGACCCACACCCCAGCCUACACAGGGGGUCCUAAGCACCUGUCCUCCUUGGCUAGGGACCCCUCCGGCCUUCCCGUGCAUCACCCAGAGGGGCUGCCCCCCAAGUACCCCGGGGGGCUGCAGGUGCCGGUGGGUUUGGCACAGCCCGGUAGAAUCUCCCCCUGGGGGAGGGUGUCACCGGGAGGCCGGGUCUCCCCUCUGCCCCUCAACCCCACCACCCUGGCCAUGCUCCAGCAGCACAACUACGGGCCUUACAUCAGAGGUAGUGAAAGUGGUCGGAGUACCCCGAGCCUGUCCACGUAUUCCGAUGGGAAGUCUCCGUCCUCCACCUACGUGGCUGCCCCCAAGCAUUUCCACGUCCCAGAGACUAAGGUCAAGAUAGAUAAUAUCUAUAGAAAACCCCCUAUCUACAAACAGCAUGCCUCUAGGACUUCAUGGCAGGAAGGAGACGACAUCAAGACACGGACCAGCUGGAUGAUCUUGAAGAGUGAAAUAGACGGCCAGCCCCUCCCAGAAGACCUGCUGGAUCCUAGGAAAUCCACCUGCAGCCUGCCAACUGACGUCUCCCUGCCCAACUUCCCCUACAACAAGUCCGCUUCCCUGCCAGGCUAUGGGAGGAAUGGCAUAUACAAGGAUGCUGCCGACCAUCCUGACUAUGAGCCAGACCAACAGGACUCCCACAGCUGGGGAGGAAUGAGAGAGUACAAGGUGUAUCCCUAUGAGAUGCUGGCUGUAACCCACAGAGUGAGGGUGAAGCUACCCAGAGAUGUGGACCGCACCAGACUGGAGCGACACCUCUCCCCCGAGGACUUCCACCGUGUGUUUGGGAUGACCCUGGAGCAGUUUGACCGCAUGGCCCUGUGGAAAAAGAACGACAUGAAAAAGAAGGCACGCCUUUUCUAGAGCCAAGACCCUCUAGCCGGGGGGGAGGGAGAAAGAAGAGCCUCUCACAUCCGCAGUCUGGUCUAUCUGGAAGAAAGGAAGUCGGAGUGAGAAACAUCUGAAAUAGUCUAUAUAUGCAUCGCCCCUCUACAUUACUCCUGCAUCUAAUCAUCAGCCAGAAUGAGGAAGCUGUGGGGGGGGGGGCGUUGGUGGAAACGCUGUUGCAGACGUCUAACGUUGACCAUCAUCACCUAUAGCUUUUGUAUGCGAUGUGGUGUGAAUGUUACUUUGGUAACCUUUUGGGGGAGGCGUGGGGGGGGGGGGGGGUUUGCAUGGACUGUGACACCACUCCCCCUCCCCUCAGUGUGAAUUCUGCAUCCCCCCUCUCCUAUCCUUCGCAAAAAAAAAAAAAAGAGUAAUAGCAGCUUUUCUAAUAUACUGGUGCAGGCUUUUGUCUUUUUUCGUCGUCUGUUUUUCUCUCUGGUUUACAUGAACAUCUUAGGGCGGGUUUUUCCCACACACAAAUUAGGUUGAGAUAGAUUUUCUUUUUUUCCAGAACUAGGCUUAAGCUUUGUCCAAGAAACUGGCCCUUAAUGUUUAACUCCACUCGGAACAAUAUCUCUUGUAUUGCUGUAUUCAUAACUUUAUUCCCCUGUAUUCUCUCUGUCCUGCUCCCCUGCUUCUCUUAUCUCCUCUGAGGUCUCCCCCUUCCUUGUCGCUUCUCUUAUCUCAUUUUGUUUCUUUUUUAAAUGUAUUUUUCUAUCCUCCCUUUCCUGGCUGUAUCCUGUUCUAGCAUCUUAACUUACCACAUCACAUACUCCUAUCUGAACAGUAGACGGAUCAUUUUACAGCAGCUGGGGGUUACGGCUACUCAUAACACCGCAGCAUGACAAGGCCAAAGACAGCCAUAGGAAUCGACUCCAGUUUGAAGCUUUUUAGUCUCUCUUUUUCUUUAGAAACAUUCUGUUAUGUGGAUUUUUCCUCCUCAAAUCGGCCUCGUGGAAACGGAGCUCAAAUCCGGGUUGAAGAAGAGGUCUGCCUGUUCUUGGUGGAGAUUUUUUUUCUUAGGCUCUGCCGUGAUUUGUUGAUAGAGGUCUGUAUCUUAUACAAACCACUUGUGAAUCAGUGAAGAUAGGAGAGUUGGGUUUGGAUCCAGGCCAGUGGCAUGAAUCAUGGGUAAAAGCUUAACAAGAGGCACCAUUGCCUCCCACAGCAGAUAAAUACAGUAGAGUCUUGGGUGCCUGUUGUCAGAAAUUGCAUUGUUAGACAUGCUUGUGUACUGUACAUGCCCUCCCAUCACAAACGCAAAUUAUUUUUAUAAGCUAUUUUUGACAUCUGGAGUGAUAUACAGAUGUUUUGAUGGAUAAUGUCAGGUUUUCUUCGGAUGAAAGACAGAAAAGCCAGUUCUCUGUCUCCUUAACCACGACCUGUGGCAGCAUUGAGCCUGACUUAAGUUUUGCUUAACUAAUCAAUAAUGACGUGAUUGUGCUAGCUUUCUAUACUGUACCUUAUUUGAUAAUGUAUGGACAGUUUGCGGCGUUGAUUGUUUGUGAAUUAUUUGGCGUAACUGCCACGUAUCUUGUGGAAAUCCAUACGUUGGCUUUGCUUAGUUACUGGAAGUUCAACCAGUCAUUUAAUCGUAAGGGACAAACAGUACACAGAAUUCCUGAAAUAUAUCCGUCUAAGAGUUUGUUAUGCAAGCCCAGAUGUAGGACCUCGCAUUCAUAGGAGAUUGAGGUCUACUCCAUUGGUAAUGUGUAACAGUGCUUGUGAAAAUAUCUAUGUAUGGUUGGUUUAUCUCAAUAUUGAUUAUUUACGGUCUCUCAUUUCGGGCACUUGCUUUACGCACAAACAUACAGCAAAAAGACACAUUGAGCUGUGCUUACAGUUAAUAUUUAUUUGUUUAAUGUUGGGUGAGGAUGGUAAUACCUUCACAUUUUAGAUAGUUGAGGUUGAGUGGCAAAAGUAUGCUCAAUAAAAUAAAACCAGUCAAUCUGAAUUCAUAUCUCUUUUGACCUGAAUAAAUAUCAGCCUUCCUCAUUCUGUACCACACUAACUGUUAUCAUAAAAGCUAAUGUCCUCUGUCUGAUUUCUAAUGUAAAUCUCCAAUUAAAGUGCUUUAUUGGAAACCAAGGAGUCCA
Molecule: messenger RNA, 4696 nt
Organism: Esox lucius (northern pike)
Lineage: Eukaryota; Metazoa; Chordata; Actinopteri; Esociformes; Esocidae
Gene: ablim2
Product: actin binding LIM protein family, member 2
Exons: 23
Coding region: 360-2576 (738 amino acids)
Biological process (GO): lamellipodium assembly; cytoskeleton organization
Cellular component (GO): actin cytoskeleton
Molecular function (GO): actin filament binding
Source: RefSeq, a predicted model, not a curated record